Messenger RNA from Acanthisitta chloris (rifleman), 825 nucleotides. RefSeq names its product LUC7-like (S. cerevisiae) (gene LUC7L). Gene Ontology annotation, biological process: mRNA splice site recognition. The record is from RefSeq and is a predicted model, not a curated record. Gene Ontology annotation, molecular function: mRNA binding. The transcript has 9 exons. The annotation marks the transcript as partial. Gene Ontology annotation, cellular component: U2-type prespliceosome; U1 snRNP. NCBI's taxonomy places the organism in Eukaryota, Metazoa, Chordata, Aves, Passeriformes, Acanthisittidae.
AUGCAGAUGGGCGAUGAGACGAGACAGAGGGUCAAGUUCACAGACGACCGUGUGUGCAAGAGUCACCUCCUGGACUGCUGUCCCCAUGAUAUCCUGGCUGGAACACGAAUGGACCUGGGAGAAUGCACAAAGAUCCAUGACUUGGCCCUGCGAGCAGACUAUGAGAUAGCAAGCAAAGAGAGAGACCUGUUUUUUGAGCUGGAUGCAAUGGAUCACCUGGAAUCCUUCAUAGCAGAGUGUGACAGGAGAACAGAGCUGGCCAAGAAACGCCUGGCAGAGACACAGGAGGAGAUCAGUGCUGAAGUGUCUGCAAAGGCAGAGAAAGUACAUGAGCUGAAUGAAGACAUUGGAAAACUCCUAGCUAAAGCUGAACAACUGGGAGCUGAAGGAAAUGUUGAUGAGUCUCAGAAGAUCCUGAUGGAAGUGGAGAAAGUCCGAGCAAAAAAGAAAGAGGCAGAGGAAGAAUACCGAAAUUCAAUGCCUGCAUCCAGCUUCCAGCAGCAGAAGCUGCGUGUGUGUGAAGUCUGCUCAGCAUAUCUGGGUCUCCAUGACAACGACCGGCGUCUUGCUGACCACUUUGGAGGCAAAUUACACUUGGGUUUCAUUCAGAUUCGUGAGAAACUGGAUCAACUGAGGAAAACAGUGGCAGAAAAGCAAGAGAAGAGGAACCAGGACCGUUUGAGACGGAGAGAGGAGAGGGAACGAGAGGAGAGAAUGGGCAGACGGUCUGGAUCAAGAAACAGAGAUCGCCGAAGGUCCCGGUCCCGGGAGAGGCGGCGGCGGCGCUCCAGGUCAGCGUCCCGCGAGCGGAGGAAGUCUCGCUCG